Molecule: messenger RNA, 2455 nt
Organism: Musca domestica (house fly)
Lineage: Eukaryota; Metazoa; Arthropoda; Insecta; Diptera; Muscidae
Gene: Parg
Product: poly(ADP-ribose) glycohydrolase
Exons: 3
Coding region: 205-2310 (701 amino acids)
Biological process (GO): nucleotide-sugar metabolic process; carbohydrate metabolic process; regulation of DNA repair
Cellular component (GO): nucleus; cytoplasm
Molecular function (GO): poly(ADP-ribose) glycohydrolase activity
Source: RefSeq, a predicted model, not a curated record
AGGGAUCCCUCGUCUAUUUUGUUAUUGUUCUCUGCCUGUGUCGGCCAAAUUGAUGAAAUUGAUGUGCAAGAAAAAAUAAGUUUAUUUUGAGAACGCAUUCUUUCAGAAUUAGUAAACAUUCUGCUUAAAUUCCAACAAACUUUACUUGCCUCUGCAUUGAAUUGCAGACGUAUAACGGUGGCGACGGUCAAGUGCGGUGGACGGAUGUUGGGUGACGGUGAAGAAGAUACAGGCCAUAAUGCCGCCGAUAAUGGUCAAAAUGAAGAUACAACAUGGCGUGGCUGUUGCAUGGAUGAAAUUUACAGAAAUCUAGAUCCAUUUGAGUUGGACCACUUAGCUCCGGUUAAACCAUCUGACUCACAUACUGUGCUACAUCAUUUUCCCAUCAGGGAAGAUGAUUCCAUACCACCUAAGCCAUUGAAAAGUCAUCCUAAAUGGGAUGCAUUUCAUGUUAGACUGCCGUGUUCGAAUAAGUCACAAUAUCCUGUUGUCGCUGAAGAUGGUACCUCAUCCAUAGAGAAUCGCUGGGAAAUGAUCGAGAAGGCAUUGCUCAGGCCCAUAGAGAAUUCGCGUGACUUGGAAUCGGCCAUUUUGUCUUAUAAUACAAAAUAUGAAGGCCAUUGGACAUUUCGAGCUUUACACAAACUUUUUGAGGAAGAAUUGGACGAAGAUGAGUCAAGGGUUUUCUUCGAAGACUUAUUACCGCGUGUUAUACGCUUGGCUCUUAGACUGCCGGAGUUGGUGCAGGCACCAAUACCAUUGCUUAAACAGGGGAAAUGUCAUGCGAUAACAUUGACACAGGAACAAAUAUCAUGUCUAUUGGCAAAUGCAUUUCUCUGCACAUAUCCACGUCGCAAUACACUAAAGAAGAAAUCUGAAUACAGUACCUUUCCAGACAUAAACUUUAAUCGUUUAUUUCAAUCAUCUGGAUCUGCAGUAUUGGAAAAAAUCAAAUGUAUUUGCCAUUAUUUCCGCAGAGUGUGUCCCACGGAGAAUGAUCGAUCUAAUGUACCCACGGGGUGCGUUACAUUUGAACGGCGUAUUAUACCAUUAGCUGAAUUGCCAAAUUGGUCAGCAUCCUGCAGACCUUUGGCAGUGACACCAUUACACAUCAAUUCGGCUGGUACGAUAGAAGACCAGGGUGGUGGUUUGCUGCAAGUCGAUUUUGCUAAUAAAUUUCUGGGUGGUGGUGUUUUGGGCGGCGGAUGUGUCCAGGAAGAAAUACGUUUUGUUAUUUGUCCAGAGUUAAUUGUAUCGAAACUUUUCACUGAAUGCCUACGACCCUCUGAAGCAUUGGUAAUGGUGGGCUGUGAACGUUACAGUAAUUAUAGUGGCUAUGCCAACACCUUUCAAUGGGAUGGAAAUCAUGAGGAUAUGACACCACGUGACUCAUCGAGACGUCGCAUGUGUCAUAUCGUGGCAAUUGAUGCUUUACUAUUUCAUCAGUCGUCACAUCAAUAUCGAGAGGAGUUAAUGUUGCGAGAAUUAAAUAAAGCCUAUGUGGGAUUUUUCCAUCCAUUAAGUACUACUGCGCCAGGUGUAGCCUCUGGAAAUUGGGGUUGCGGUGCAUUCGGUGGAGACGCUAAUCUCAAAGCCUUGCUGCAACUCAUGGCCUGCACAGUUACCAGUCGUCCAUUGGUAUAUUUUACUUUUGGUAACGAAGAAUUGCGAGAUGAAGUUCAUAAAAUGCACACCUAUUUCAUAGAAAACAAUAUUCUUGUGAAAGAAUUAUGGACGGUAUUGAAAAGGUUUCAUGCCAGCAAAUUAUCCGGAAACGAAUUGUAUAAAUUCAUAUACUGUGAAUUGGAUAAAAUGAAGCGUAGUCAGCAGGAAAAGAUCGACAAAACCGAAACCCUCCCGAAUAAUGAUCCAACCCAGACAAAGGUUGAAGCCAAGGAACCCAAAGCAUUAUCGCCUAGUAAAUCCCUUUCCCCAAAGCCAAGCACGUCCUUGAAUGCAAAACGUAGCUUAGAGGAAAGUCUGGAUGUAUUCGCUUCGACAUCCUCUGAAGCUGAGAAUAAGACGAACGUUACACCGCCGCCAAAAGUAAAGACUAUAGAUCUAAGUAUAUCGGAUGAUAGUGACACUGAUCAAAUGUUGGUGGCUGCCACUGAUAGAGCCUGUGAAACAUUGACUCCAAGUAAAAAACCAGAUAAGCAAUCAACUGCAACAACGGCAAAACAUGGUUCGCCGAAUGUUUCGAAGCCAAGGCAACGUACACUUUUGGAAAUGUUGGAUCAAACAUAUAAUCAAAUUACCGGUCCAGCAACAAAACGUUAUUGUGUCACAAAAUCUCCCCAAAAGCCGUAAUAAUACCGAUACCUGUUUAAAAAACGACACAAAAUACAUUUUAAAUAUACAAAUAUAUCUUUUUCAAUUCAAAUUAAAUUGUUAGUUGAAAAGUCCCAACAUAAAAAAGAAAAUAAACUGAUUUUAUCUUAAUAAUGAUAAAGAA